Messenger RNA from Rhizoctonia solani, 1467 nucleotides. RefSeq lists its product as uncharacterized. The coding region runs from base 1 to 1467 and encodes 488 amino acids. The record is from RefSeq and is a predicted model, not a curated record. NCBI's taxonomy places the organism in Eukaryota, Fungi, Basidiomycota, Agaricomycetes, Cantharellales, Ceratobasidiaceae. The transcript has 3 exons.
AUGGCCCGCCGUCGCUCUAAUACACCACGAUCUAAUACCGGAUUCGUAUUUCCUAUUCAGCUACCAGUCCUACAUCCGCCUCGCUUAAAGCGCAAGGUUAAUAACCCCAGCUCCAAUACUCUACCACCAGCUGAACCCACCGUUGGUUGUAUGCCGCCCGUUCGAAAUCACAAGAGGAGCAACACUCUGGAGCUUCCUGAUAUAGAAAACGAAGACGAUACGGUCCCACAGAUACGUUAUAAACCCCUGAACGUCGAACUCGAGCGUGGUGGCAAGCCUGGGAAGCCUCUAUACAGAGUGGGUUCCGAUAAGAAGCUGGAAGAUGGAAAAGAUGACGCAUACAUGCAGGCGCAGCAUGAGAUCGAACCGCCGAAUUUAAUUCAAAUCUUUGCUUCUCCCAGGACGGCCGCUCUGGAGCUUUCUUUUGAGGAACCUGCGAUCUCAUAUGCACCCCAAGAGUACAAGGACUCCUACUUCCCCGAGUCGCCUGAGUUUUAUGCUGAACAACUUGAAGAGCUUGUUGUUCGUGCAGCACGGUCCCGGGCACAACAUCGCGAGCGUCUAGCACGGCGGUGGGAAAAUAUGUGCAAUGCCCGACUUCGAUUCUUGCGCGAGCAGGCGAUUCAUAAUCGUAUGUUGGCUGAGCUAUCUGCUGCCGCAACGUGCUCGCCCGUCGCCCACCCUUCCCCCUUCAACGUCUUCCCCGCGACCCCAGUCGUCCCGUCUAGCUGCGAUGAACCUCCUUCACCAUCAGAAUCUUUUGGUGCGCCCUUGUCUCGGAUGAGCUCGCCCUCGCCGUAUGCUACAUAUGGGGAAUCGAUAGACCUCGCGGCCAUGCAAUCGGCGGAACACCGCCAACAAAUUCUGAGCGACCUGGGCUCAUAUGACUCGCGCCCUCUCGUCGAGCGCAUCAUAGAAAGUAUGGACGAGUUCGAAUACGACGAAAUAUGCGUCGACGGACUGAACGAGGCUGAGUGCCGACAGUUGCGUGCGGAGAGCCGAAAGCGCAGGCGACUGGGUCGUCAGCGGACGUUUGAGCUCGGAGUUUUGUUGGAGCUGAAACAUCGGCAGUUGGGCAGAAGCCGGUCCUCGAGCUCGUCUUCUAUGUCGUCCGACUCCUCAGAUUCGUGCUCAGAUUCGUCAGAACCGUCGACUCCGACUGCCUCCCCUUUGGCAGUUCGCUCAGUCGACCAGCUCGUUGCAAAGAUGCUUAUGAAAAGGCGUGAGGCGGGACUCCGACCCUGUACAUCGGCCGUAGCCGUGAGAGCUGCGUUUCAGGCAAGAGGAUGCAGUUCGUUGCGUAGAGUCGUGGAGGUCAGUACUCCUCAGAGGAGAGGGCGAAGUCGCUCCGAAUCAGCCAAGGCGACUUUUUCUGAUCUGCUUUCAUUUUCGGGUGGGGUGUUUGGGCUCGGCAGCACAACAUGGCUCAAGGAAAAGAAAAGAUAUGCUGCUCUGGAUAUAGAGUAA